CAUAGAUUAUCCGGUUUUUUGUGGCCAUGGGUUUAUGCGAGUUCAAAACUUAACCAUGGUGUCUCAUUAGUCGUCCGACUGAGAGGGGAUUGGGGCAGCUGGUUUCGAAAUCAGCAAUGGAGAUGGCAGCAGCUGUAGAUGUAGCACACCCAUGUUUUCGCACUUUUGCUUCGCUUUCAUCCUCCAAACGACGCUCAGAUUGUUCCGUUAAUAUAGCUGGGAGAUCCGUCUACCAGAGACCCAAAAUCUUAACUUUGUCAUCAAACCUAAGCCAAUUCGCUGGCAAUGUCCCCACCAAAAAUGCAGGGUCUCUGAGUGUAAGAUGCAACGCCAGCGAAGUUUCCGCAUCCGUUGCAGAAGAAGCUUCUAGCAUGGACAAGAAUUGGGUCCCUGUGGUACCUCUUUCUGCACUGCCCCAAGGAGAACGCAGGCUGGUUAGGCAGAAUAACGACAACAUUUUGCUGCUAUGGUAUAAAAAUGAUGUGAUUGCCAUUGAGAACAAGUCACCUGCUGAGGGCGCCUACAGUGAAGGUCUUAUCAAUGCAAAAUUAACACAGGAUGGUUGUAUUGUCUGCCCAACCACGGAUAGCACUUUCAGUCUAAAAACAGGAGAUAUAGUAGAAUGGUACCCAAAAAACCCAGUGCUCAGAUUUUUGACACCACCUCUCAGAAAGCUCUUCAUUUACCCAACAAAAGUAGAAUCGGAUUACAUUUAUAUUAACAUGGGACCAACAAAUGACGGUGCAGAAUCAGCAGAAAUUGUUUUCAGUGGAAAGACACAAGCGGGUUUGACAGCCACUGAUGUGAAUGUGGAGGAGGUUCGGAUGGUUGUGGAUGAAAAUGAUACAGGCUUCGGUUUUACAGCAAGAAAUGAAUUGAUCAAUGGAAGGGCAGCCACAGUAGGGUUCUUAUUGUUGUUGAAUUUUGAAUUAUUAACUGGUAAAGGUUUACUAAAAGGCACUGGAUUCUUAGAUUUUCUCUACUCUGCAUCUCAAGCCUUAAAUCAAUAAAUAUCAAAAAUCAAUAGUUUUGCAGUAACAAACUUAUAUUGUUCUGCAUGCUGCAAUGGAGUUGAGUGGUUUUAUUUGGUAAGUUCAAAUGAAGGUAGAGAGAAAAACUUGCGGGCCCAUGAUGAAAAUAGUUCUUGAUGGCCACAUCCUAAAUCUAUUUGUUGGCCAGACGUAUCAACGGCCUAAAAGUUGUAACCUUUAUUGCAUGUUGAAUAGUAUUAUUUAUGCUUGCUACCUCCUUGUGUUAAUUAGGACCGUCUCUGUUGUAGCAUAUGAGAAGAAUCCUUGUACUGCUUUACGAGCAAUUUUUCUUUUCAAUUUUAAAUUAGUAAUGUUCAGCC
This is a messenger RNA of Cryptomeria japonica (Japanese cedar), 1351 nucleotides long. RefSeq lists its product as uncharacterized. Bases 117 to 1010 code for a protein of 297 amino acids. The transcript has 3 exons. Gene Ontology annotation, molecular function: nitrite reductase [NAD(P)H] activity; 2 iron, 2 sulfur cluster binding. NCBI's taxonomy places the organism in Eukaryota, Viridiplantae, Streptophyta, Pinopsida, Cupressales, Cupressaceae. The record is from RefSeq and is a predicted model, not a curated record.